This is a messenger RNA of Mytilus californianus (California mussel), 2296 nucleotides long. RefSeq names its product BTB/POZ domain-containing protein 6-like. Gene Ontology annotation, cellular component: cytosol. The transcript is spliced from 3 exons. The coding region runs from base 56 to 1435 and encodes 459 amino acids. NCBI's taxonomy places the organism in Eukaryota, Metazoa, Mollusca, Bivalvia, Mytilida, Mytilidae. Gene Ontology annotation, biological process: neurogenesis. The record is from RefSeq and is a predicted model, not a curated record. Gene Ontology annotation, molecular function: protein binding.
UCUCGUCAUUUAAUGCAUUAUUUUCUUUAACAGGAAUGUGAUUUAAUAUAAAGUCAUGACCACGCACGAUGGAGAGGAAAAAGACUGGCAAUCCGGUCGGUCCAUUGCAGAAUGUAACCGAUAUAUGUUUGCUCAUCAGUUGGGAUGUGACGUGACAUUUCUUGUCGGAAACGAUUCUAAACCGAUUCCAGCGCACAAAUAUGUUCUUGCUAGCAGAAGUUCUGUGUUCUUCGCCAUGUUUUAUGGAGCAGUAGCAGAAAAAAAUGAAGAGAUUCCAAUCCCAGAUAUAGAACCGGAGGUGUUUUCUACUCUGCUUAAAUAUUUAUACUACGAAGAUCUUGCUGUCAGUGGCGAGCAGACUGCUAGUUUACUGUAUGCAGCAAAUAAAUACUGUGUGACAAAAGUUGUCCGAAAAUGUCGCAAACUGCUCCAGGAAGCGCUAACCGUUGACACGGUAUGUUCAACAAUGGAGAGUGCGCAUCUCUUUGACGACCACGAAUUACACAAAAAAUGUUUAGAGAUGAUUUUACUAGAGCCUCAAAAAUGUCUCCAGUCGGAAGCGUUUCUUCAUUUAUGUCCAGAUUGCUUAAUGCCGAUUAUAUCAUCCGAUGAUCUUAUAAUCGAUGAAGCCACUGUGCUUAAUGUAUUGUUAAAAUGGGCGGAAACUGAAUGCAGACGACAGCAGCUUACCGUAUGUGAUGUUAACAUAAAGAAUGUUUUGGGAAAAGUUUUGUACGAAGUUAGGUUUCCGGUGAUGGACAUUCAGUUUUUCGCUGAUAAUGUUGGCAAAAGAGAUAUACUUUCAAAAUCGGAGCGGAUCAGUGUGUUUACUUUUCUAUGUGGCUCAUCAAAGUCUAUUCCUGAUGACAUAUUUAAAACAACUCCUCGAGGACAACGUCAACUUCAAACAACGAUAGCUCUGCAAGACCCUCAAACUCAACAGAACACCCACACGCCCCAACAUAGGAUAUGCCUACGAUUUCUUCGUGACGGACAUGUUGCGUUGCGAAAUGAAAAUUUAUGGUAUGUAGGUCAAAAAUCAGAUAAAAUAGACUUUUCGGCAUCAAAAACAAUAUACAUUCAUGGUAUCAUUCUUUAUGGUUGCGGAGUUGAAUCUGCCGCUUAUACAGUCGAAGCUACCAUUUUAAGAGCUGGACUUUCAACGACCAACCUUUCAAAAAUUCUUACAAAAGUAGCAAUUAACACGAAAGAAAAGACAUUCAACAUCUUUUUUCCGAAAUCAAUUUACAUUGUUCCGAACAUUCGCUAUACAAUAACUGUAAUAAUGCAAGGGCCUAGAACAUACUGGGGAGAAGGCGGGGAAGAGCACGUGACAUCAGACGGAGUUAAAUUUGAAUUCAGCAAAACCAUUGGAGAAACAAAUGGAACUGAUACCGAUCAUGGACAAAUUCCGGGUUUGAUAUUUUCAAAAUGAAAGUAGUAUGAUGUUACUUUUAUACUAAAUAAGUAGAAGUCGUGUUUAACCUACAGCUUUGUAACAUAGUUGCUUCGAAUACGGGAGGUCGUGGGUUUGACCCCAGACUUCCUUGCUUAACAGGAGGAAUUAAGGUAAAAGUUUAGAUUGAUUGAUUGUUGGUUGUAUAACGUCCAGUGGCAAGUAUUUCAUGCAUGUUCAGAACGAGAACAAAUUAGCAAAUAAUACAAUAGGAAGGUCCUGUAAUAGAGGCCGUCCAGGAUAAAGGUCAGGGAAAAUUUUGACUGUCACUUGACAAUGAGGGUAUACUGGAUAGGAACAGAAAUUUUGCCUUGCAACAGGCCACAUACAGACCACUCAAAGAGUUGCUGUAAGGGAUAACGUGGCACAAUCUCUACAGAAGACAUCAGAUUAAACACCCCCAUUCUGACCGGACGUGGCUGCGUUUUUUGUACAUCCCGCACAGCCAAACGGACUCCCCACUUAGGCAAGAGUUUUACUGCCAUUUGGAAGAAGACCAAGAGCGACCAUAUUUAUAUUCCCCAGUCACCUUUAGGGGCUAAAAGUUUAUAGCAAAGAGUAGUCGGCUAGUAGUCAUACUUAUGUUUUCGGGAAGUGUGUGUUAUCCUGCGCACUGUUACAUUUUGAACUAGAACGUGUCUGUCAAGUACAAAGUAGGACUCAUAUUCAUAUCAUCUCAACAUGUUCUCGUCCUAAUAUGCUUCUAAUACAUGUCAGCAUUCUACUCAUUCAUAGUAUUGAGCCAGCCUUACUUUUCUAACAAUAGAUAAACUAACGAGUGUGCAUCUGGUAUCGUUGCAGAAUUUUUAACCAAUAUAUAUUUAAAUAGAUUAAGAUUAA